Molecule: messenger RNA, 1352 nt
Organism: Protomyces lactucae-debilis
Lineage: Eukaryota; Fungi; Ascomycota; Taphrinomycetes; Taphrinales; Protomycetaceae
Product: RAI1 like PD-XK nuclease-domain-containing protein
Exons: 3
Coding region: 48-1295 (415 amino acids)
Biological process (GO): NAD-cap decapping; nuclear-transcribed mRNA catabolic process
Cellular component (GO): nucleus; cytosol
Molecular function (GO): mRNA 5'-diphosphatase activity
Source: RefSeq, a predicted model, not a curated record
GACCCGUUGCAACCCAAGUAUAAACCAGCUGUCUUGCGCAUCUCUGUAUGCCAGAGGCGAGAUUCGAGCUAGGUUCGCUCCAAAGAUUCGCAGUUCCAUCGCUCUCGAGACAACCUGUCGAGCUCACGAGCUUCUCCUAUGACCAUGAACGGCGGCUUCACCACGAUGACCGAAGCUUAGCAUACUACCAACCUGCUUCUAAUCUCCCAGCAAGUCUGUCAACGGGCUUCGAGCAGCUUGUUUCUAGGGAUGAAUCAAUUGAUGAACACAUUGAUGGUCUGCUGUCUGGCUUGAUACACUACGAGCAACGUUGCAGUAUAACGCAGGACUCUGUGGGACUUGCAAAAAGUCAACAAGUUGAUUUUGUCACUUGGCGCGGCAUGCUGACCAAGUUGCUCACGAUUGGCUUCUCUAAUGAUGCCUUUGAAAUGAAUGCUACAGUCCUGGACGGGACAAUCUACAUUGAAGAGCACAUUACAGAUGAGAGUCGAUUGGAGAAGAAGAAGCGCGAGGGAGAUGCACGGCAGCGUCUUAUGAGCUAUUGGGGAUACAAGUACGAAGCCCUUGCAACGCUUUCCAAGCCAUACGAUGCAUGUUCUCGUGCUGAGAUUGAGAGUAGAGACAAGGUCCAGGUCAAUACCAAUGUACAAUAUGUGUCAAUUGUAAGAACACGACUCGGACAAUGUUCCUUGCUACUGGGUGGCGAGGUGGAUUGUGUCUACGACUACAAGCCCGUCCCCGAUCCAGACUUACAGGCAGCGAGUCCAGAUGACAUUGAAGGGCUGCGCAAGAAACCACAAACACCAUUGAAGCCAGAGUCUAUCGUCUCCCACUACGUUGAGCUCAAGACGACCAAAGUGCAACAAUCACGAAGAGACAAAGAGUCAUUUGAGCGAUUCAAACUUCUCAAGUUUUGGGCACAAAGCUUCCUUUUGGGUGUACCACGCAUCAUCGUCGGGUAUCGCGACGAUGAAGGCUAUCUACAGCAAGAGGAAGAGCUCGAAACACUCAAGAUACCGGGUAUGGUACGGCAAGGUACCAAUGCAUGGGAUGGCAAUGUCUGCAUCAAUUUAGCAGCUGCACUGCUUGCCUUUAUCAAGGAAAAUUUGAGUGGUCAUGCAGAGGGACUUUGGCGGAUCAAGUAUGCGGGUAGAUCACAACCACAACGUGGUGCUGCUCCUACACUUGGCUUUGUUGAGGUUGUGCAAGUGAGCUCCACUGGCCAUGGCUCAAUCUUGACGCCGGAGUUCCUGGCGCAUCGCAAGUCAGCGACACUGGGUAGCAACGGAAUAUAGCACGGCUCCAAACAAAAGUCGUUUGUAUGAAAAUGAUGAGGAUCUUUUGUACAUGGG